This is a messenger RNA of Lecanosticta acicola, 630 nucleotides long. Lineage: Eukaryota; Fungi; Ascomycota; Dothideomycetes; Mycosphaerellales; Mycosphaerellaceae. The record is from the annotation of a GenBank genome assembly.
AUGUCGAAUCACGACAGCGCGCCAAAACAAGAUGCAUCGAAAUCGUCGCGGCAGACAGGCGCGACGCAAUCAUCAUCUCCGUCAUCUCGUGUUCCUUUCUCAAAGCGCCAAAUCAAAACCGCGCCGAAACUUUCAUCACGCGAAACACGACGCGGUGAUUUCCUUCGCAAGGUCAAGGAGGGCAGAGACGAUAUGAGAUUUGAAGCGCGAGGAGAGGAUAUUCUACGUGCGGAUUGGGAACGGGAAAGAAGGAAGUGGGAGGAGAGCCUUUCUCAGACUGCGCCGAUUUUGGAUGAGGAAGUCGAUGAAGAGGCGGAAUUGCCCGGAUGGAUGGAUCUCGGUAGUGAUGAGGUCGAUGAGGAUGAAGCGGAGAAGCUCGCACGCGAAGAGGAUAGAGAGCUGAAGGCGCUAUUGGAGCAUAUGCCCGAUGAUGACGAUGCCAUGGAGGACGAUGGCGAAGAGCAGAGUUUGUGGAGCGACGAUGCGGAUUAUGAUGCACUGUUCUCCGAGGUUUUGAGUCAGCAGGAACAAAAGCAAGGUCAGCAGAGUGUGUCUGCGCCUUCGUACGCGAUGCAUAUCCAAAGUGGACAGCAGGCGCAGUUCCACGGAGAGGAAAUGGAUAUGAGCUGA